AGCCGUGAGGGUGGGAUGACGUAUUGUGCCAUGUCUACUCCAGAUCACUUGCUGAACAUGUUAUUUUCGAGUGCCAUUGCAUUACUACACCGCCCUCCAAUACAUAGUCGCAUAACAGAUAGGAAGAAAUUAUUUUAUGUAGUUCCAGAGAUGUGCUUUGCCAUCUACAGACUCCCUCAGGACGAGUGCCUGAAGGCUUUCGGGAGAACUAUCAACAAAGUUGCGCUGACUGCUUAAGAACAUUGUCUACGUUACCGGUAGCUUCAAGAAGACAUGGAAAAUGUUUACGAUAAAGGUUCUACCCCACCGCUUAUGGAUGAUGAAAUACUUGGUUCGGCUCCCAAAUCCUGGAGAUAGCAGGGUGAUAUAGAUUCCCAUGAUAGUGAAAGUACAAAAGCGGGCAAAGAAAUAUAUUUAUACGAUAUAGUGAUUUCCCUCCAGCUUUGAGGCUUGAAAGGAAGAAGGCGACAGAUGGGUGGUGCCAAAUGGCUCCGGUGCCAGGGGACGUGUCAAGUAAGAUUGCAACAUGAAACUGACCAAGCCCUUUAGAACAGAAAGGAAAGCAUCAUGGGAAAUAAUGCAGUUUGUAUCGCCAGAAGUAGGAUGACGAUCAAAGGUUUCAUUAGAUCGUCAUGUUGGCGGUCAUGUCAGGGGUCAAGAGGGAAAGGCCCCCAUCCCCAUCAUCCCCACCAGGAGCCCACCACCCGUCAUCAACCCCUACCACCACUCCGCCCACGCCUCCGUCCCCCUCCCAACUAGCUCACGAAGCCCUCGAACCACUCAAUUUCUCUCGGCCCAAACCCCCAGUGUCUCCAGAUUUGCCACCACCCCCGACCAGCCUCCACGCCCGUUUGGGUCUUGAAAUGGCAAGGGCUGGAAUUGGGGCUGGUCCUGGCGGGCGCCUCGGUCUCCUGGGAGCACAUCACGGGCGACUAGGAGGCCUGGUUCCUCCGCUGCUUCCAGCGUCGUCCCUCUUUCCCCAUCUGAAUUUCGGCUUGCACGACGAGGGCGAAGACAGAGGGCUGAAGCGGCCUCUGGAGGAUGACUUCGAAGGGCCACACCACCAUCCGCUGGACUUGGCUUCCCUGGAAGGUCAUCACCGAGGGCCCAUUCGGCUGGAGCCGCCCCAUCUGGAAGAACCGAGGAGGAAACAGCGGCGUUACAGAACCACUUUCACGACCUAUCAGCUGGAGGAAAUGGAGAAGGUCUUCCUUAAGACUCAGUACCCGGAUGUGGUCACGAGGGAGGAGCUGGCUAUGAAGAUUGGUCUUACGGAAGCUAGAAUUCAAGUGUGGUUCCAAAACCGAAGGGCAAAAUGGAGAAAACAAGAAAAAGGACUGAACAGUUCCAGCGGCAGCCUGGCUGCCUCUUCCCAGUACUCGUCCUUAGCUAGUAAACUGGCGGCCUUCCCCGGAUACGGCCGCCCUCCAAAUGCCAAGCCUCAGAUGGACCAGAGGUAUCCUUCCCUCCUGUACUCCCACGCCGCCUCAUCCUCCUCCGUGUCCUCGACUCCCUCUCCGUCGCCGUCGCCAUCUUCUUCGACUUCGUCUGCAGCAGCUGCUGCCGCUGCCCAGUCCGUUUUCCAGCCGCUCCUGCCCCUCGUGCGAGAUCCCAGGUCAGCUGCCGCUUACAGGUAUCCACUAUUUGGACCUCUCAGCAGCCCACUUUUGUACCCACCAUCCUUCCACGCCCUUCUUGCGCAACUCUCUGCUCAUCAUAAGCCAGAGGGAUCCACAGAUGGACUCCACCAAAGGCCUGAAUCCCCCCGUGAUGGUUCCCACCAACCCAGUGAUUCUAACGGGAUGUCUAAAUCGGAAACUAAAGAAACUGAUUUCAACAGGAUUCCCAUACCAGGCUACAGGAAGUCACCCGAGGGAGAUCCUAGAGGAGAAAGUGAUGACGCCGAAGAAGUCCAGGAUAUGAGGAGCAAUGCCAGUGACGUUUCUCGUAGGAGCCCAGAGCAAGUUGCAAAACCUCCCCAGAUGGCAAGUCCUAAGCAAGACGAAACUUCUCACCCUCUGGAUAUCAAAUCCAUUGCGACGCUCAGGGCUCUCGAACAGUGCCGGACACUAGAUCUGCAGGCAUUGGAAGACUACAGGAAAGCCCUCGAAAUACGAACCCUUGAAGUCCGCGCUGCCCAGUUUUCAGCCCAGGCUCAUGCCGAGGCCUCUCAGUCUGGAAGGUCCACUCCCUCUCCAGGUCCAGCUCCCUCCACCAACACUCCACCAGAAUCUCCGGCCUUUAACGAGGAGGGCGCCUGUAACAAGCGCCCAGAGUAUAAUAUUGAUGCCUUACUUAAGAAAGAGGCAUGAAAUGCCAUUUCUUCCGGAUCUUAUAAACUACCUCUAAUGCCUCGCAACGAGGAAUAUGUUUGGUUUAACACUGGUAUACGUUAGAAUAAAAUUUAAGAAAAAAAAAACUAACCAUUUUUCAAAGCAGGGAAACGGGAAAGCAUUUCUCAGAAGAUACUUAAGUUACAGAAAAAAAAAUCUUAUAUCUUUGUGAAAGUAUAAACGUAGUCUUUUAUGCUAAGGGUAAGUGUUAGAGGUGAUACUCAGUAUUAUUUUUGUUGUAAUUAUUAACCAAAGGGAUUGUGUUGUAAUUUGUCAGUAUAACGUUUGCUGUGCCUUGGAAUAGGAACAAAUAUUUUUUGUUUAAUUAUUAUUACAAAUCAAACUUAGACUUUCGUGACCUCACUAUCCUCAUUCUUUACCUGCAGCACUUCGGGUUUUUUCUUAUUUAUAGGAAUAUUCUGAGGUUUCUUGCUUGUGAAAUGUAGCCUUAAAAGUUGAUUCGACUUCAAAGGCAACGUAACUCGCGACAAUUGAAGUAGAAAUCAUUUUUAGUUGUGCAUUUCCCAAUCCUCAUUAGUUGUAGUUCAGUCAUGGAUUAGUCCACAGUCUGUGAAAUACGUGUAGCUGCCUUAAGAUAAAAAAAGCUGUCAUCGGCAGUAAACAUUUGUUACAUAUAAAACUAAGAGAGCAGAUAUUUUAGCGGUAAAGAAAAUUUUAGAGCUUAAAGAACCGUUUGAGAGUGAUAGUAAACUACUUAAUCAGAAUUCGUAAGAGGCGUUUAAUUUUGCUGCAUGGUGAACUUUCCAGUGGAAAGGGAGCAGUUAGGUGAGCUUGUUAUGUUGAUAUUAUAGUUUUUAUUCUCUCUCCGAAAUAAUCCUCUGUUGUUAAUCGUAUGUGUGAGUGUGAGUGUAUACGUAUGUUAUCGUUUGGAUGCUCUACGUUAAGGUGAUACCAUUCUUUGUCCAAAGAUGAAGUUUUAGCAUCUGUUGACCAAAUAUGUAUGCUUUAAGUUUCUUGUUGAUAUUGUUGCAUCGAUUGAUAUAUUUAAUUAACCAUUACAUAAGUGUGCUUCCAGUAGUCAUAUUUUAUGGAUUGAUGUUGCCAACUGUUUGUUUGUUUGUUUUUUAACUAAGAGUAUUUUGUUUAUAUUUAUUCACACAGCUUAGUGUGGUUAAUUAAGAUUUCGUUUCCAACAACAUUAUAGUGUUGUUACGGACCGAUCUUCCUUUGGGUUACUUCAGAGUUAAAAAGUGAAGGACGAUAUUAAGUAUCCAGUGUUUUAUUAUGCUUUUAUGUUGUCAUGUUGACUCAGGUAAUGUCUCUGGAUUAACAGAAUUGACUUGAUACACUUGACAUUUCCAUGUGAAGUAUACAAAAUUUCAUCGUUUUUGUUUAAGAAGUGUAUGCUGGAAACCCUCGGAUUAGGUUUUUAGUUAACCUGAGUAUUGAAAUUAGUGUUUUGAUUUGUGUGACACUCAGAGAUCCACAAUAAGGGACUCUGAACUGGACCCUGACCACAUUUAACAUGGUCGCGUAUUUGGCAAAACUGUAAUUUAGUCAGUAAGGCAUAAAUGUAGACGUAGCGUAGAGUAGUGAGACAGCCCGAGAGAUGCAAGUAACCAGGUAUGUCUUUUCUUAUCAACUUGCAAUUAAGUUAUUACAGUUAAAUUGUUUUUAAAGGAAUGUAGAUUAAAGUCUUCUCACUGAAAAUGCCUAGUGCCGUAGGAGCGAUACUGUAAAUAUAACCUUAAUAAAGUAAUUAUUAAUUAUGAAAGAAAUUAUUGCCUACGUGAGUAGAGGCCUGGAAAUAUUAGCUGGGAGAGGUGCAAUUAUAGUGAUUAGUGACAGGUAGUUUUUAAAGCAAAUGAACUUUGUCCUGAUUUCUUUAUGUUGUCACGCUACUAAAUUUCUUUUGUUCUCCUCUCCUGACUCCUUCUUCAUUAUUCUCUGAAGUCGCUCACAAUUCCAGCCGUAAAGAUUUAACUCGAGCAUCUCCAUUUAAAAGACUAUGUCAUUUGAGAAUUUUAUUUUGAAUUCAAAUUUCCUCGAAAACAUUCAGGUCUCUUAUUUCAGGUAAAUUUUUUGCUCACAAAUACACUUACUGAACAACUCAAAAGAAAUCAGGGGUCUGAGACUUCCCUCUCAAGGAGGAAGACUCGGGUUGUGUCUUAGAAAACGUAGACAUAAAAGAUUUUGAAUACAAUAAAACCAUGAAUCUUCAAUAA
Molecule: messenger RNA, 4519 nt
Organism: Macrobrachium nipponense
Lineage: Eukaryota; Metazoa; Arthropoda; Malacostraca; Decapoda; Palaemonidae
Product: homeobox protein OTX-like
Exons: 10
Coding region: 633-2312 (559 amino acids)
Biological process (GO): regulation of transcription by RNA polymerase II
Molecular function (GO): DNA-binding transcription factor activity, RNA polymerase II-specific; RNA polymerase II transcription regulatory region sequence-specific DNA binding
Source: RefSeq, a predicted model, not a curated record